CACAUCCAAGCAUCCCUUUCGUAGGAACAGAUUGAAAGGUCCACGCAGUACGGUACUUGACUAUACCUGGAACAUAGCUGGCCACACCAUCGCCUGUCUUCAAAAUGCCAGAGAAUGAUAACAACCACCGGUCAAUCAGCACCACUAAUGCUCAACACGCCCAAGAAGCGUUGGAGGUAGUCUUCAACGAAGAAGCCGAGCAUCGUCGAAAGUCCUCCCUCGUCCCGUCCAAUAAUCAAGCCCUCGACCAUGAUAUACCGCACCACUGCAUUGUCCAUUCCAUCAUCGAGGAACAGCGUAUCACUUCCCCGAGUGGUUUCAGACCGGAUAAUAAGCCGUUAACCAAACAUACAGACAAGCGUCCCGAACCAGUCGAGGGCCGCGAACAUGUCCAUUCACGUUUACUUACAAAGAAGGAGCUGAGGGAUAUGGCGUUUGGAAUACGGGAAUUGGCGAAAAGGCUAUCCACCCUCAAGCUGAAGCUCCAGGUACGGAACAUCUUCUUGCUGGCGAAGGCGAAUGAUGGAAAUAUCAUCAAAUCGGUCAGAGAGAUAGCGGAGUGGCUCUUGAUCAAAGAGGGCUCGGAUUGUAAAGUAUAUGUGGAGGACACAUUGGAGCACGACGAGAGGUUUGAUUUGAAGGGUAUGCUAAACAAGUACCCGACGGUUAAAGAUCGACUUCUGUUCUGGAACAGCGAGCUAUGUGCGCGAUAUCCACACACAUUUGACAUUGUCAUUGCCCUCGGUGGAGACGGCACGGUGCUCUAUGCGAGUUGGCUGUUUCAAAAGAUCGUUCCUCCUCUUCUCGCCUUUGCUUGCGGAUCGAUGGGAUUCCUCACCAAAUUCGACUACAAUGCCUAUCAGGCGACGCUGUCCCGCUCGUUCGUGGAAGGGAUCACCGUGAGCCUAAGGCUUCGAUUCGAGGCCACCAUCAUGCGCUCGCAGCAGGGCCAACUGCCGCGUUCCAGGGACAUCGUCGAGGAGCUCAUCGGAGAGGAGAGCGACGACGACCACACCCACCGGCCCGCCGGUUCCUAUAAUAUCUUGAACGAAGUCGUGAUCGAUCGCGGCCCGAAUCCCACCAUGUCGACGCUCGAGGUCUUUGGCGAUGACCAGCACUUCACGACGGUCCAGGCGGACGGCGUAUGCGUUGCGACACCGACGGGCUCGACGGCAUAUAACCUCGCGGCGGGUGGAUCGCUCUGUCACCCUGAAAAUCCCGUGAUAUUACUUACCGCGAUUUGCGCACAUACUCUCUCAUUUCGCCCCAUCAUUCUACCCGAUACCAUCGUGUUGAGGGUUGCCGUUCCGUUUGAUGCGAGAGCAGGUUCAUGGGCAAGUUUUGAUGGAAGAGACCGUGUGGAGUUACAUCCAGGUGAUUAUGUCACUAUUUCAGCGUCUCGAUAUCCCUUCCCGAGCAUCCUGCCCCUGGACCGAAAACAGGAGGACUGGAUCGACAGUAUAUCGAGAACACUGCACUGGAACUCACGGCAAAGGCAAAAACCGUGGAGUCAAUUGUCUUAAGUUACGAUAUAUGGGCAUAUUAUACUUUUACAUCUGCACUUGAACGGGACAGUCAGUCGUAUAACCAGGCGCGUGUAAUUACCCUAAUGUGUCAAUCUUUGACAUAGCUCCAAUAAAAGUACGGAAGGAAUCUUUAGCCUUCUGCCACUCCUCU
Molecule: messenger RNA, 1677 nt
Organism: Eremomyces bilateralis CBS 781.70
Lineage: Eukaryota; Fungi; Ascomycota; Dothideomycetes; Eremomycetales; Eremomycetaceae
Product: ATP-NAD kinase
Exons: 6
Coding region: 105-1523 (472 amino acids)
Biological process (GO): NADP+ biosynthetic process; NAD+ metabolic process
Molecular function (GO): NAD+ kinase activity
Source: RefSeq, a predicted model, not a curated record